Molecule: messenger RNA, 1743 nt
Organism: Malurus melanocephalus (red-backed fairy wren)
Lineage: Eukaryota; Metazoa; Chordata; Aves; Passeriformes; Maluridae
Gene: SAR1A
Product: secretion associated Ras related GTPase 1A
Exons: 6
Coding region: 160-756 (198 amino acids)
Biological process (GO): endoplasmic reticulum to Golgi vesicle-mediated transport; vesicle organization; membrane organization
Cellular component (GO): COPII vesicle coat; endoplasmic reticulum exit site
Molecular function (GO): GTPase activity; GTP binding
Source: RefSeq, a predicted model, not a curated record
CCCGUUCCCGUUCGCCCCUGUUUCCCCCGAUCCCCCGCGUCCCCGGGACCCCCGAUCCCUCCGUCCCGGUCUCCCAUCCGCGGCUCCCAUCAGGAGCUCACCGACGCUUCGUAACUCGGGGUKCGGGUUUUGUCCCCCGCAGGCAUCUCAUCUCCAGCGAUGUCUUUCAUAUUCGAAUGGCUCUACAACGGCUUCAGCAGCGUCUUGCAGUUCUUAGGUUUGUACAAGAAGUCUGGAAAACUGGUAUUCCUGGGGUUGGAUAACGCAGGGAAAACCACUCUGCUGCACAUGCUCAAAGAUGACAGGCUGGGUCAGCACGUCCCCACGCUACAUCCCACAUCAGAGGAGCUGACGAUUGCUGGAAUGACCUUCACGACUUUUGAUCUGGGUGGACAUGAACAAGCUCGCCGGGUCUGGAAGAACUACCUGCCUGCCAUCAAUGGGAUUGUCUUCCUGGUGGACUGUGCAGAUCACUCACGGCUUAUGGAAUCCAAAGUUGAGCUUAAUGCRUUAAUGACAGAUGAGACAAUAUCCAACGUGCCAAUCCUUAUCUUGGGAAACAAAAUCGACAGACCAGAGGCCAUCAGCGAGGAGAAACUGCGGGAGAUCUUUGGGCUCUAUGGACAGACCACAGGAAAGGGAAACGUGCCACUGAAGGACCUGAACGCRCGCCCCAUGGAGGUGUUCAUGUGCAGUGUGCUGAAGAGGCAAGGCUACGGCGAGGGCUUCCGCUGGCUAUCGCAGUACAUUGACUGAUACUGGCGCGGACACGAGAGCGUUUCUCCUCUGGACUGAUCUCGUUCACAGCUUCCUAUGGACUUCUCUAUUAGAACACGGAAAGCUUUCCAAGCGCGUCCUGGCGUUGUCCAAGAGACUCCUGGUUUUCCGGCUGCCCUUAUGGCACAGUGGUGACACCACUCUUUUCCCACGUGGCGGGGAGGCAGCGCCGUUCCCGAGUUGUCCCUGCCAGUUCGGUGACAUCGGGGCUGCUCCAGCCCGGGAAGUCAAAACUCUGCACGCUGCUCUGUAACAGAUGAAAAAGAGAGCACGUCUCACCACUGUGGUUAAUCGACUUCAAAAACAAACAAACAAAAAAAAACAAAAAAAAAAAAGGAAAAAGCAAUUAUAUUUUUUAAAGAAAGUGUUAAUGUAAACAACGUCCCUUCUAACUUUUUAGUUUAACGUUCAUCUUGUUUAGUCCAGAGUCUGGUUUAGGGUUUUUUAAAAAUAUAUUUAACGGUAUUUAGGUAUUUCACAGAUUACUGAACCAAGGUAUCACGAUAUUAGAAAUCCUCAAUAAACAUAGCAUUUGGGCUUAAUUGAGCUGUAGGGUGGCUGUGCUGCGUUACGCUGACCGACGACGGCGAGGUGCCGUUGGGACUGAAGUGUGCAAUCCCAGCUUCUUUAGUUUACGGGGAUUUUUUUCUUUUCCUAGUUGGAGAGGAACACCUGGUGCAGGUGUUGGGGGUGGUGUCYGGUGGGAAGGGGCUGCCUGGUUCCCCUUCAGGCCAGACCCCWCAUUGAGAAUCCUCUGGCCACGCCAUGACAGUAAGAACCACAAAGCUGUUUUGGUUGUUGUAGCAUGGGAGUGUUUGACAUUUGCAUAUCAUGAGGUGAUUAAUGUAGACUAAACCGGUUUCUUUUGUACUCUCAACGGACUAUUUUUUUGUCUGAAGUUUCAUCGCUGUCUGGCACUCAUUUUCAGUUCAAUAAAGACAUGUCUUUCUCCUCCAAAGGGGCAGC